Amoebophrya sp. A120 is the source of this 899-nucleotide messenger RNA. The record is from the annotation of a GenBank genome assembly. Lineage: Eukaryota; Dinophyceae; Syndiniales; Amoebophryaceae.
AUGCGAAGGGGCGGCGCGGGGCGGUCUGUUCGGGGAGCGGCCGCGCAGGUAUUUAUUUCCACCCGAAGGUCUAAAAAGUCAUCUGGGAGGACCACGGCGUCGAAGCUUCGACACGUACAACACCGGAUUUACCAGCUGUUGGACAAACUUCACUCCGUUUUGGUAAAAGCGGGGCGGCAGCGCUCAGACUCGAUCUUGGAGUCUCUCAAGCUGGACGAAAACACGAACAAGAUCCACCUGAAAUUAGACCCCCGGAUCUUUCUCAUGCAAGCAUCGUUUCUCAAGUUUUUGGACUCUUUGCGCGCUGCGGUGGACAAGAAUGGGGUUCUUGUAAGAGGUGCAGACGAAGAUUAUAGUGUUGCUGCUUCGCAAUCGCAACGCCAACGGGUGCAACGACAGCACGCUCCGGUGGCAGGAGCGUUCCCCUCCUGGCUGAAUCUGGGAGCUGCUGCUGCUGAAUCUGGACGAAUCUCCAAGGUUACUGAAAUUUUGAAACGGUCCGUCACUGGCUACUACACUGACAGCGGAGACUUUGUUUUCGCUUUGGAGGAAAUUCUGACACGCCAGCCACCAAAAAUGGAAGAUCGAGACCGGAUGUUGAGGAGACCAAAAAAGAUCAGGAAAUCCGCGCACAGCUACGUGUCACACUUAAUCUACACGGUGUUUAAGCAAGAUAUAAUCGGCACUAAAGCCGUCGUCGACCCUCUCUCCACCGAGUCCUCCAUCCGUCGGCGGAUGCUGAAGAAACUGGGGCAGUUGCGGGACCACAAAGGCUGUGCAUUUCUGGAUAGCUACUCCAAGCAUUUCGUCCCCGCGAAGUUGCGGAGCAGGCAACUGAGGAAGUACGAAGUAGUUUUGUCUCUGCAUGCGAUCGAGCGGAGUAGAAGUACUAGAGGGGG